Molecule: messenger RNA, 1719 nt
Organism: Sarcophilus harrisii (Tasmanian devil)
Lineage: Eukaryota; Metazoa; Chordata; Mammalia; Dasyuromorphia; Dasyuridae
Gene: PHLDA3
Product: pleckstrin homology like domain family A member 3
Exons: 2
Coding region: 575-955 (126 amino acids)
Biological process (GO): negative regulation of phosphatidylinositol 3-kinase/protein kinase B signal transduction; positive regulation of apoptotic process; intrinsic apoptotic signaling pathway in response to DNA damage by p53 class mediator
Cellular component (GO): plasma membrane
Molecular function (GO): phosphatidylinositol phosphate binding
Source: RefSeq, a predicted model, not a curated record
CCGCCCCCCCGGCCGUGUCUGGGCCCAGGCCUGGCCCGCGGAGAGGCGGGGCCGAGCCGGCCAGGAAUGCACAGCAGGGCAGAGAGGAGGAGAGCCGAGGAACAAGUAAGGGCACAUCCCGGGAGCUGCUGCUCAGCGCCCAGACAGAGCCCACGGGGAGGAAGCGGAGACAGGCAGGCCGGGCCGAGCGCGCAGCGGGGCUGCAGAACUCGGGCCCUCGAGCUUCUGGGUGCCGGGGGCCGCAAGAUCGGUGCCCGGGGACUGUCACGCGGGGCGAAAAAGGCAGGCGGGGCUGUCGUCCUAAAGGGUGUGAAUCGAAGGCUGUAACGUGAGAGCGCGGAGAGAUCGGGGACAGAUCCGACAUAGCGGGCACAGGUCACAGCCGGGCGGGGGGAUAGAGCGAGGGGGGGGCUCCGGGGCAGUCAGCGCCGGGGCACGUGUCCUGGUGUACCCGCCGCCUGUUAGACCAGUUUCUGGCUGCGCUCGGCAAGGAGCCGCGGGGGUGUCGGGGAGCCCUUCCCAAGGGGCAUGAUCAAAGUCUGAGGACCGUGGGGUAUCAGGACUCGGAGCCCCGAUGACGGCGGCCGCAGCGAAAGUCUUGAAGGAGGGGGUGCUGGAGAAACGCAGCGGGGGGCUGCUGCAGCUCUGGAAACGGAAGCGGUGCGUGCUGACCGAGCGAGGGCUGCAGCUCUUCGAGGUCAAAGGCACCGGCGGGCGGCCCAAAGAGCUCAGCUUCGAUCGCAUCAAGGCGGUGGAGUGCGUGGAGAGCACCGAGAGGCACAUCUACUUCACCCUGGUGACCGAGGACGGCGGGGAGAUCGACUUCCGCUGCCCCCUCGAAGACCCGGGCUGGAACGCACAGAUCACCCUGGGGCUGGUCAAGUUCAAGAACCAGCAGGCCAUCCAGACCGUGCGAGCCCGGCAGAGUCUUGGGCCGGGGACCCUGGUGUCUUAGGCCCAGCUCCCCUCAUGAUGCUCCGCCUGGAUCCCGCAGUCCUUUCAGUCCAGGGAACCAUAUCAGCUUCCCAGCCCUUUCAGAAACCGGGGAGCCUGAACUGUCCCUGCUGGUCAGGAUGAAUGAAGUGGACUCAUGUGAAUGGGCAGGAGCAGAAGGAAAUAGUGUCCAUGGGGCUUUGCUUCUCCUGGGGAGGAGAGUGGAAUGGCAGGAAGGACUGAGAAUGAAGAUACUGACCCUGGAGGCCCCAGAAAUGUCACUGCCUUUCAUAUAGACCCAUAUGACUGAAUUGUCUGAGAGCCUUUCACCACUCUCAGAAGAACCUCUAUUCCUCACGUGCAAUCCCAUUCUUGAAAAUCAAGAGACUGCCAUCAGUCAGUCUGGGCUCCAGCACUCAUCCAGUGAAGAAGAGGAUGUUCCCUCAACCAUGGGCUGGGUACUUCUAGGACUAUGUGAAAGAGGCAGGUGGGGCCAGCCUUAGCCUAGUGUGCUGUGAAGAGGAGCCAUGGUGACUGUCUCUGAACUCCUGCUUUGGGGGAGCAACCCCAAGGGAAUGGAACAGAUGGGGCUUAGUUCCCAGUCUUUGGGACUUGUUGCUGCUUAGGUCCUCUUGGGGGACCCUCUGUCUAGGCCCCUUCUCUGUACCCCCAUGACCUCAUACCUGUUCCCUCCCCGGCUGUGGUGUUAGGGUUCAGGGGUCUUGCCAUUACCAUUUCAUGCCAGUCACAGAAUGAAGAUGUCCCUGAUGAAGGGUAGUGACAACA